AUGUCCGCCAUCCAACAAUAUCACAACCAAACCGUCCUCGUUAUCACCCAAGAUGGCCGGGUCAUAGUCGGUCUUCUAAAGGGCUCCGACUCCGUGGGUAGUAUCAUCUUAGCAAAUUCGGUGGAAAGAAUAUUCAGUUCUGAUCAAGGAGUAGAAGAGCUUCCCUUAGGCUUGUACAUUUUAAGAGGAGAUGGUAUAUCUUUGGUGGGUCAAUUGGAUGUUGAAAAGGAUAAAGAGGUCGAUCUGUCCAGUGUUUUGGCUGAACCUAUACCGGAGACUAGACAUACUUAG
This is a messenger RNA of Ustilago hordei, 291 nucleotides long. RefSeq lists its product as uncharacterized. The record is from RefSeq and is a predicted model, not a curated record. The transcript has a single exon. Gene Ontology annotation, biological process: mRNA splicing, via spliceosome. NCBI's taxonomy places the organism in Eukaryota, Fungi, Basidiomycota, Ustilaginomycetes, Ustilaginales, Ustilaginaceae. Gene Ontology annotation, cellular component: U4/U6 x U5 tri-snRNP complex; precatalytic spliceosome; U6 snRNP. Gene Ontology annotation, molecular function: RNA binding. The coding region runs from base 1 to 291 and encodes 96 amino acids.